Molecule: messenger RNA, 1107 nt
Organism: Nakaseomyces glabratus
Lineage: Eukaryota; Fungi; Ascomycota; Saccharomycetes; Saccharomycetales; Saccharomycetaceae
Gene: PER1
Product: Per1p
Biological process (GO): GPI anchor biosynthetic process
Cellular component (GO): endoplasmic reticulum membrane
Molecular function (GO): hydrolase activity, acting on ester bonds
Source: RefSeq, a predicted model, not a curated record
AUGCAAAUUCUAACUUUGUUAACAAGCUUUGUGUUGGCAAAUGCAGUGGUUGGUUCGCCAGGGGAUCAAUUGGAUGAGUUCAUAGAUUGUAUAUGUGCUUGUGAGUACGAUAGAAAAUGUGCAGGCUCGGGGAUAAAUUACAUUGAUCCCAACACUAACGAAUUCCAUAAUGUCAAUUUUGUCUCGAUGAUAGACGGUCGAAAGACAUUCUUGAGCUCGAUGGUUUCGAAAGCCACUUUUUGGGACUGUAUGUCUGAAUGUGACUACGAGUGCCAGCAAAUAAUCACAUAUGACCGCAUAAGAAAGAAUAAGAAGAUUUUGCAAUUCCAUGGGAAAUGGCCAUUUAAGAAGAUAAUGGGGUUCCAAGAGUUUUUUGCUAGUAUAUUCAGUAUAGGUAAUUUUAUCCCCCAGUACCGUGGGUAUAAGUUGAUCCAGAAAAGACUGGAGCGGAACUCCAAGAGGGCUGUCACGGAUGUGUUCUACGAGAUGAUGUUGAGAAACUAUAUGUGGGUGUCGAUAAUGGGAAUGUUAGCGUGGACGUCAAGCACCGUUUUCCAUCUGCGCGACUUGGUAGUUACUGAGAAGUUUGAUUAUUUCUUUGCAGGCGGUACCGUGCUGUCGGGCUUCCACGCGAUCCUGACAAGACUGAUAUACAAGCAUGUCGCGGAGGAGAGGAGGUACCGGUACAUGAAGAUUGUGAGUGGACUAGUGGUGACCAUAUUCACCUGCCACAUACUGAGACUGUACAUCGACUGGUCCUAUCGCUACAACAUGAAGUUCAACAUAUUCUUUGGUGUGUUGCAGUACAUAGUCCUGAUAUACGUUGGGAUUGAUAACUACAUAGAGAUCCAGCGGGUACGCAACGGCAGCAAGACGGAGGACAAGUCGAAGCUGCAAGCAAGCGUGUUCAAGUUGAGCUACUUGCCAAUUCUGCUGGUGCUGUUCACCUCGAUGUCAAUGAGUCUCGAGCUAUUCGACAGGUUCUCCAUCAAAUGGCAGCUGGACUCGCACGCUACGUGGCAUCUGCUAACCAUAGUACCUAGCUGGUACCUGUUCGAUUUCUUCUUGGCAGACCUAGACUUCGCGCUACACAGAAGAAACGAGUAA